This is a messenger RNA of Salvia hispanica, 843 nucleotides long. The record is from RefSeq and is a predicted model, not a curated record. Lineage: Eukaryota; Viridiplantae; Streptophyta; Magnoliopsida; Lamiales; Lamiaceae.
AUGAGGCUCGUAUUUUGUUCUCCUGUUCUUUGCGAAUUGAAAACCUUAUGUUAUCUUGUGAAAACGGAUGCCUGCAGGACAGUUCUUACAAGAGUCAGUGGUGACUUUGUUAGACGACAUACUACGAAACUACUUCGUCUCGAGGAUAAUUAUCUUGUACCUCAUUUUCAGCCGCUUAGCCCAAUCAAAAAAGAGGAAACGGUCUCAGGGAGCUCUUCCAUACAGCAUACUCAGCAGGGUCCAGCACAGGAGAUUCAUUUGGACCGACUAGUAGGUAAAACCGACACCGAUUGCCUCGUGAACCUACGGAUGGACCGAAAUACAUUUGGAAAACUAUGUAGAAUGUUCAGAGAGUUAGGCCUCCUGCGCGACAAACGGUUUGUAUGCAUUGAAGAACAAGUUGCAAUCUUCUUGGGAGUUUUGGCACAUCAUAAGAAAAACAGGAUUGUAAGAUUCAAUUUUAUGCGAUCUGGUCAUACAAUUUCCGGAUAUGUGCACAAAGUUUUGAAGGCCGUAAUACAGAUGCAGUCACGAUUCAUUGCGAAGCCGGAUCCCAUCAAGGAGGACUGCGUCGACUACAGGUGGAAAUGGUUCAAGGGUUGUCUUGGUGCAUUAGAUGGUACAUAUAUCAAUGUCUUGGUCCCAACCGCAAAUAAACCACGUUAUCGGACACGCAAGGGCCAAAUCUCUACAAACACUCUAGCUGCAUGUGAUCGGUACAUGUGUUUCACGUACGUGUUGCCUGGUUGGGAGGGAUCUGCAGGUGAUGCCCGCAUUUUACGUGACGUUGUAACUUGGCCACACGGGCUGAAAGUGCCCAUUGGUAAGAAUGUCCUUAUUUAG